This is a messenger RNA of Passer domesticus (house sparrow), 2768 nucleotides long. RefSeq names its product complex I assembly factor ACAD9, mitochondrial-like. Bases 1249 to 2745 code for a protein of 498 amino acids. The record is from RefSeq and is a predicted model, not a curated record. Lineage: Eukaryota; Metazoa; Chordata; Aves; Passeriformes; Passeridae. The transcript is spliced from 16 exons. Gene Ontology annotation, molecular function: flavin adenine dinucleotide binding; acyl-CoA dehydrogenase activity.
AUUGCAGGGUGAAGUAAACGGAAAGAAGGAAUAACUCAAAUCCACUGAAAUAAGUUGAGCAAUAAAGUCUCCUGCAAUGGAGCUUGUCAGAUAAGGUGUUAAAACAGGCAGCACUCAGGCUCCACUGUGUUAAACCCCUCUACAGAUGUGUCUCGGGUGUUUCUUCCCUCAAGUUUCAACACAGCAGCUUUCUGAAAACCUCUAACAUUUCACAGGUCCUGAAUUUUUGAUGCUGAUAUAUUGCUCAGAGUACCAUGAACAGAUUUGUGUGGACAGAGAUAAAUUCUUCUGUUUAAAAGGGGAAAGGCAGUAAAAAUCAGAAGUGUUCUUCUCACGUAGCCUCCCACUCCUUGUGUUCCUUGUUUGUAUUUUUUACCAAUUCCAACCUGUCAGGCUGUGCUGCUUCCAGUUCAUGGCCAGAACACCCUGGGGAUGAUAAGGAGUGGUGGGGCUCACUCACCUUUGUCCUCGAGGCAUUAGCAGGUGAAAUGUGCUGGGUGUUCGCAAGGGACAGUGCUCAUGGGCUGAGCUUUGGAAACAUCAAACUCAUUUUUAUCAGUCCCUGAAUAGGGUUAAAACUCAUGGGUGAUGAAGAACUUUUGCAUCCUCGUGGUUCUUAAAAGAUCUCUUGAUUUCUCCCUCAUGUUUCUGUUGUUCAGUUAACACCCUCUGGUCUGGUUUUGAUGUGAAAUAAAGUUGGGUCCUGUGGAGCCCUAUUUCUGUUUCGGGACAUUUUCCACAAUUCUUAAUUUGCACAGUGUUUUAGAGUCUUUGCAAGGCAUAUCUCCCAUGAUUUUUAUUUUAACUGCAUGGUUCGUGUAUUAAAAAUUAUUAAAUAAUUCUCCUAUUCUCCUAUUUUAGGAAGAAGUUUUUCCUUACCCAGAAAUUAGCAAUGAAGAACUGGCAGAAAUCAACCAGUUUGUGGGACCUGUUGAAAAGUUCUUCAAUGAAGAAGUGGACUCGAAGAAAAUCGAUCAAGAUGCAAAAAUCCCACCCGAAACCUUACAAGGACUGAAGGACCUGGGUCUCUUUGGCAUGCAGAUUCCAGAGGAAUAUGGUGAGUAAAUGCCACAGAAGAACAUCUAGGGGUGCAUUUUGUGCCGCUUUUGUACCUCUCCAGUUAAAGCUGCUACAUUCCUGUAUUUCUGUACUUGAAAUGGAUUUUUGGGGGAGCGGGGAAGUGGCACAAAAAAUGUACUGAAAUAAAACCUGGUGCCUGUUCCAGGUGGGCUGGGCCUGUCAAACACCAUGUAUGCACGUCUGGGAGAAAUCACCUCCCUGGAUGGCUCCAUUGCAGUGACCCUGGCAGCUCACCAGGCCAUUGGGCUGAAGGGGAUCCUCAUUGCUGGCACCGAGGAGCAGAAGGCCAAGUACCUGCCCCGCCUGGCCUCGGGGGAGCACAUUGCUGCCUUCUGCCUCACCGAGCCCGGCAGUGGGAGUGAUGCUGCAUCCAUCCAGACAAGGGCAACCCUGAGUGAAGAUGGGAAACACUUCCUGUUAAAUGGCUCCAAGGUCUGGAUCUCCAAUGGUGGCCUGGCCAGUAUUUUCACAGUGUUUGCCAGGACAGAGAUUGUGGACAAGGACGGGCAGGUGAAGGAUAAAAUCACUGCUUUCAUCGUGGAGCGGGACUUCGGGGGCGUCACCCACGGGAAACCCGAGGAUAAACUGGGCAUUCGAGGCUCCAACACCUGUGAAGUACAUUUUGAAAACACCAAAGUGCCUAUAGAGAAUGUAAUUGGAGAAGUUGGAGGGGGAUUUAAGGUUGCCAUGAAUAUCCUCAACAGUGGAAGAUUUAGCAUGGGCAGUGCAUCUGCUGGAAUGAUUAAGAAGUUGAUAGAACUGACAUCAGAGUAUGCUUGCACCAGGAAACAAUUCAAUAAGAAACUCAGCCAGUUUGGAUUAAUUCAGGAGAAGUUUUGUUUGAUGGCUGUGAAAGCCUACGUGAUGGAGAGCAUGGCUUACCUGACUGCAGGGAUGAUGGACAGGCCAGGCUUCCCUGACUGCUCCGUCGAGGCUGCCAUGGUCAAGGUGUUCAGCUCUGAAGGUGCCUGGGCAUGUGUGAGUGAGGCUCUGCAGAUCCUUGGAGGCCUUGGCUACAUGAAGGAUUAUCCUUAUGAACGCUACCUCAGAGACACCAGGAUCCUGCUCAUCUUUGAGGGCACCAAUGAAAUCCUGAGAAUGUACAUUGCACUGACAGGGAUGCAGCAUGCAGGGAAGAUCUUAACUGACAAAAUUAAAGCAAUCAAGAAAGGAAACGUGGGAGUGGCGCUGGGGGAGUUCCUGACCAGGUUACAGGACACCCUGGGCAGGAAGGUGGAUCUGGGGCUUGUAGGUGACAGUGGGGUGGUGCAUCCCAGCCUCCAGGAGAAUGCCAAGAAACUUGAAGAAAACGUUUAUUAUUUUGGAACUACAGUCAGGGGCCUGCUAAGUAGGUUUGGCAAGACAAUAGUGGAUGAGCAGCUGGUGCUGAAGAGAGUGGCAGAUGUGGUGAUUAAUUUGUAUGCAAUGACUGCAGCCAUCUCCCGGGCCAGCCGCUCCAUCAGCAUCGGGCUCAGGAACCAUGACCACGAGGUGCUUCUUACAAAUAUCUUCUGCACAGAAGCCUAUUUCAAGAAUAAUUAUGCCAUGGCUCAAUUAGAAAAAUAUGCUGAUGAAAACCUGGAUGAUUCCAUUAAAAAAGCUGCAAAGCAGAUCCUGGAGAAGAGGGCAUACAUCUGCUCUCACCCUCUGGACAGGACCUUCUGAUUCCUCCCUGAGAGCAGGCACAC